AUGGCACCUCUCAUUCCUCGCUUGCAUCUCUUCGAGAUCGACGACCAGCCGUGGUUUCCGCCCUACCUACGUGCCCGUGUACAGGAUGGCUUGAUGCACGCCUGGACAUUCAGCCUCCCAUUCCUCUGGUCCGCCAGUCCUGCAACCCUCGUUGCACGUGUGCUGCAACGCAAACUCGGCAAUGCCAUCUCUCAAUAUACCUUCAUCGACUUCUGCGCUGGCGCUGGCGGUCCGACUCCGUACAUCGAGCAGGCCUUGAAUGCCUCCCUCUCCAAUUCCAGGGCAGUGGACUUUGUCCUCACCGACCUGCACCCGCAUCCCGAUUCCUGGUCCAAGAUCGCCGCCGCCUCGAGACACGUAACCUAUGUUCCCUUCCCCGUCGACGCCUCCGCCGCCCCCGAGGGCCUCAUUGAGAAGUACACGGAAGGUGGGAAGCGCGUCUUCCGACUCUUCAACCUCGCCUUCCAUCACUUCGACGACCCACUUGCUCGGGCCAUCUUGAAGAACACCGUCGAGACGAGCGACGGUUUCGGCAUCUUUGAGAUGCAGGACCGCAGUUUCUCCAGUCUCGUCACAUGCUUCCUGUAUGGCUUCUUCAUCCUGCUGUGCGCACCCUUCUUCUACUGGUGGAGCCCAACCCGCUUGUUCUUCGUAUACUUGUGCCCCAUCGUCCCGUUCGUGCUGGUCUUUGACGGGUUGAUCUCGAGUUUGCGGACACGAACGCCAGAAGAGGUGGAGAUAUUGCUGCGAACCUGCGGGGCGGACACAACGGACUGGGAAAUCAAGAGCGGGCGAGAGAGGUUCUUGUGGCCGACAGGGGAACUGAACUGGAUCGUUUGCACCAAGAAGAUGUGA
Truncatella angustata is the source of this 855-nucleotide messenger RNA. RefSeq lists its product as uncharacterized. The coding region runs from base 1 to 855 and encodes 284 amino acids. NCBI's taxonomy places the organism in Eukaryota, Fungi, Ascomycota, Sordariomycetes, Amphisphaeriales, Sporocadaceae. The record is from RefSeq and is a predicted model, not a curated record. The transcript is spliced from 3 exons.